Messenger RNA from Daphnia magna, 2807 nucleotides. RefSeq lists its product as uncharacterized. Gene Ontology annotation, biological process: negative regulation of inflammatory response. The transcript has 13 exons. Gene Ontology annotation, molecular function: protein binding. The record is from RefSeq and is a predicted model, not a curated record. Lineage: Eukaryota; Metazoa; Arthropoda; Branchiopoda; Diplostraca; Daphniidae. Bases 80 to 2740 code for a protein of 886 amino acids.
AUUUGCCUCAGUCAAAAUUUGAAACCGUUAGCUACUAACGUAGCGAAGCUUCUUCGGCAAAAAAAAGAACUUCGUGGCCAUGAAGUUGCGACUGAUUUUCUUCGUCUUUUUUUUCGUUUACAGUAGAUCCAAUGUGAUUGGGCAAGCAACAGUGGACCUUAAGCAAAACGAAGGACCCCUAACAGCAGCUCCGGUUAUUCCUGGCACGCCGGAAGGCCAACUAUCGUUAGUGGAUCGCUUGGAAACAAUGGAAAAGGCAUUCAGGGCUAUAGUGUCAGCUCUUUCGAACCAAUCCAACGAUUUAUUCGCACCAAUUAAAGAAAUCUUGGUACAAGAUCCGUCUGUCAGGUCGUUCCUUUCAUCAACAUCAUUUUUACCAAAUGCCACUACCACCCCUGUAAGUGAUACCGAUAAAUAUGUGACCAUCGAGAGCAGCAAACAAGCAACGAAAGAAAUCCUUCAACAAGGGAAGAAUAUGGUGGACACGCUUAAAGGAGUAGUCAAGUGUUCAUUAGCUCAUUUGGUUGAUAUCAAUAACAUCGAUGAUUUAAACUCGAGCCUUAACGGAUCGUCAUUAACCGCUCUAUUCACUAGCAAAGAAUCAAUUGAAAUCAAUUGGCCCAUGCCCUCGGCCGAGUGUUUGAAAUUCAGUACAGGUGUAUGGAUCAGAGUAUACCAGUCCGGUGACGAAGACAAAUGGCCGGCAGAAACUCUUUUAACUGUACCUCAAAGGUGCAUGAAAAAGAGUUCAAAAACUUUGUACUCGAUCGUCCUUUCUCCACCGUCUAUCUCUGCAACUGGAAAGAAAGAUCCUUGCAAUUUUCAUUUGACCAAAAGUCUGACUCAAUGCCGAUCUUACGUCGUGCAAGUCAUCCCAAAUUAUCAAUCGCUCAGAGGAAAAACCUUACGAACAGAAAUCGUAGUUCCACCAAAGAUUAGUGAAGAUCCGAGCAUGAAAUCGUUACUAACUGCCGUGGCGAAUGGAGAUUUAUGGAAAUUGAAUUGGAAGGAUAAUUCUGGUUGCGAACCUCAGAUGACAUCUUUGAACCUGAAAAUAUUCCAGGAUGGAUUUGUCGAUAGUCUAAGACACAAUGUUAGUACCAUCAAGAUUCCGCGAAGUUGUUUGAGACAACACGCAAAUGACGAUAACCUGUUCACAAUGGUUUUACCAGCUAAUCAACAGACAUGCCCGAUUGAUUGGAAACCAUUAGACAAGUGUCGCAAAUACAGACUUGAAAUGAGUUCCCAGUACACGGACACUUGGAAUGGGCCUUCUACUUCAUUGGAGAUACUUGCAAAAGGAAACGAAGUUGCAAACAAUUCACUUGAUUCAAAUGAGAUAUGGAGAUGUCAAAGAAAACAUUUCUACUGUGAGUACAAUGGCUGUUGGCCGUCCGACCACAGCUAUGUAUGUGACGGACAAAAUCACUGUAGAAAUGACCGAGAUGAACAAUACUGCGAUCAGGUAUGCAAAGAUGGAUUUAAAUGCGGUCGGCAGUGCAUACCCAACGAACUCGUUUGCAAUGGAAAUUUCGAUUGUCUCGGUAAACCAUUUACUUUAUUCUUUCUUGUACCUGCAGGUUACGACAACAUGUGUCAGCAAUUCACAAAUUCAUCGGGAAAUUUUUCGUCGCUGAUUAUCCCCAAGCCUGUAAAUGAAAUUAGAUCUGAUAGAAUGUCCGAUAUUGUCCGUAAAACGGCCGUUUUGAUAUCGGUAGAACCCAAUCACCAAAUUUGGCUCACGUUUGAAAAAUGCGUCACUUCCGAAAACAAACACUUUGUUAAAAUCUAUGACGGACCUUACUCCACCAGUCCUCUUCUGUUAUCCCGAAGCGGUUCACUAAGUCCAUUUUCCGUACGAUCAUCGUCUAACGAGCUUUAUGUAGAAUUUCCAUCCUAUUAUGAUGUGACAUAUGGAAUCACUGCCGUCUACUCGAGUAUAAACGCUACAAGCGAACCAUUUAUACUAGGAUGCGGAGGUUAUAUCAAAGGUGAAGGGGUGAUUUCAACGCCAACCUAUUCUGCUAAUCCCGAUAUCGCCGACUGCUUUUGGUUCUUGGAAACGAAGAACAGCGAAGAUACUAUUGUACUAAGCAACUCGGAUUUCCUCUCGUAUCAGAGAAUGAAAUUAAUUUCUACUACUGCGAGAUCCUCUGAGUAUGAUCAUUAUGGUCGAUGGCAAAAUCCUUCACCUGUAUCAACAGUACCUCCGCUGGCUGAGUCGCCCUCUCUAAUCAUUCAUGACGGAUGGAGUACUGAAGGUCUUGUGCUUUACGAUGGGGAAGCCAAAGAUCAACGGAGGGCAGUCGCCUAUUCGAUCAGCAACAAAAUGAUGGUUCAUUUGACGUCACCUGAAAUUAGAGAACAACCUGCAUUCUCCUGGACAGUCUCCAGAAUUUCUACACCGCAAUGCAACCAUACCUUUGAUGGAUCUAAUGGAAUAAUCAAAAGUCCCAACUAUCCAUUAGUUUAUUCGCAUCUGAGUGAUUGCCGCUGGAACAUCGAUGUGAAAUCUGGUUUAAAAAUCCGAUUGCUUUUUGCUUUCUUUGAAACACAGGACCAAGCAGAUUUUCUCUACGUAUACGAUGGACCGACUGUGUACUCGAAGCUGCUGUUGGAAAAAUCAGGAUCUAUUACACCAUUUGAAAUUACCUCGACAAGCAAUCAAGUGCUACUCAGGUUCUUAACUGAUGCCAACACUGCGUUUCCUGGUUUUCUUGUUGUUUAUUCGACAGUUUGAGUCUUUCUUAUUCAGUAAUUCUACAAUUUGUAAUUUGGCCUCAAUAUAAAAAAGUUAGGUAGCGUCA